This is a messenger RNA of Camellia sinensis, 390 nucleotides long. The record is from RefSeq and is a predicted model, not a curated record. Lineage: Eukaryota; Viridiplantae; Streptophyta; Magnoliopsida; Ericales; Theaceae.
AUGAGUGAUGGUGGGAAUUUAAGAUGUGUUCAUAACAACCCGCAGAGUGGGCAUCUGCUUGAUUAUGCUCCACAUCCUGCUGUCGUACUGAAGAUGGAAGAUGGGACGGGUCUUCUCCUCCCUAUAAUCUUUUUGGAGAUACCAAGUGUGCUGUUUAUGGCUGCCAUACGCAAUGUCCAAAUUACUAGGCCUACCAUGUAUCAAAUUGUGAAGGUGAUGAUUGACACAAUGGGCUAUGAUGUGAAGUUUGUUCGAGUCACCAAGAGAGUACAUGAGGCGUAUUUUGCUCAACUGUAUCUCACAAAGUUGGGUAAUGAAAUGGAGAGUGUUAGCUUUGAUUUUCGAUCUACUGAUGCCAUUAACAUUGUAGUUUUAGACCAUAGUUAUUAA